Messenger RNA from Anopheles nili, 1134 nucleotides. Its product is annotated as odorant receptor 82a-like. Gene Ontology annotation, biological process: sensory perception of smell; detection of chemical stimulus involved in sensory perception of smell. The transcript is spliced from 4 exons. Gene Ontology annotation, molecular function: odorant binding; olfactory receptor activity. Gene Ontology annotation, cellular component: plasma membrane. The record is from RefSeq and is a predicted model, not a curated record. Lineage: Eukaryota; Metazoa; Arthropoda; Insecta; Diptera; Culicidae. Bases 1 to 1134 code for a protein of 377 amino acids.
AUGCAUCCUGAGGAGGAUUUUCUCGGCACACAAUUGUGGUACCUGCGUUUCUGUGGAGUAAUUCGCAAGGACACGGCGUUCCACACGUUUCGUCGACGUUGCGUCUUUGGCACAGUCUUCCUGUUCAUCAUCCUGCAGAUGAUCUUCGUCGGGCUGCAUGUGAAAGAGUUCGCCAAGAUUUGUGAUGCUAUCCCGACGUUGAUCAUCAGUGCUUUUUCAUUUUCCAAGUGUCACGCCUUCGUUUUCCAUUCCCGCGACCUGUUCGCGCUGAGUGAUGCGUUUAAGGUGCUGCAGCAGCACACAACCGCCAAGGACGAGGCGUUGUUCGAACGAAAUAACCGCUUUCACGCGAAGCUAACGCACAUGUACAUGGUGUUGGCGUUGAUCGUGGGUUGCUUCUACGUUGCCAGCUCCAUCGUGCAAGAAAUUAGCCUGUCGCGCGUGGAAGGACACGUCGUGUUCGUAACACCGAUGGCAUUUCCACACAACUACCAGCACCCGGUGGUGUACGUCGUGUCGUUCCUGUUCAGCUGCGAUGCCAUGCUCAUGGGCAUCUUCAUUAACGGAAGUGUCGAUGCGAGCUUCUCCGAGUUGGCGACAAGCGUUAGGAUCCACUUCGGGCUCAUCCAGGAUCGCUUCCGGUCGCUCGAUUUCACCGUCGCGGAUGCGGAAACUCACCUGAAGGCGACCGUCGAGUACCACGAGGACGUGCUGGGCCAGUGCCGGGUCCUGACGGGGCGCUAUCAGUACGUGGUUUUUUCACUGCUGCUGCUCGAUUCGGUGCUGCUCUGUGUUAUUGGCUAUCAAUUUGUGAUAUUCAUGAACACGCCACGCGUUAUCAUGCUCGUCGCGAUGGCGUUCGUGAUGAUUUUACAAGCGGUCAUAUAUUGCUACCACGGUUCCACGAUAUACGAUGAGAGCCUGUCCGUGGCCGACGCGAUUUAUCAGAGCAAUUGGUAUGAGGCCCGGCCAGCCGUGCAGAGGCGGGUGCGUUUAUGCAUGACACGAGCCCAACAGCCCGUCGUCACCAAGGGUGGCUUCAUGAAGGCGACUUUGCCCAUGCUCAAGAAGAUGUUAAGCUCCACGGGAUCAUACAUCACUAUGUUGCUUUCUUUCGAGGCAGAGGAGCCGUAG